Molecule: messenger RNA, 2605 nt
Organism: Thamnophis elegans (Western terrestrial garter snake)
Lineage: Eukaryota; Metazoa; Chordata; Lepidosauria; Squamata; Natricidae
Gene: SLC16A2
Product: solute carrier family 16 member 2
Exons: 6
Coding region: 145-1659 (504 amino acids)
Biological process (GO): transmembrane transport
Molecular function (GO): thyroid hormone transmembrane transporter activity; monocarboxylic acid transmembrane transporter activity
Source: RefSeq, a predicted model, not a curated record
GGCCGCCGCAGCUCAGCUCAGCCAGCAGCGGCGGCGGAGCAGCCCAGCGGCAGCCCCAGCAGCGGCCCAGACCCGGCUUGGCUCGGCCCGCCCCGCCUGCCCGCGCAGCUCAGCCGGCCCGGGGCGGCGUCGGGGGCGCGCGCGAUGGCGUUGAGGCGGCAGGAACAGGCGCUGUCGGAGGAGAAGGGCGCCGUGGAGGCGGAGGAGCCGGCCGAGGAGGAGGAGGAGGGCGGCAGCGGCCGGAGAGCCUCGGGGGCCCGCGAGAGGCGAGCGGGGCCCGCGGCUGCGCCCGACUUCACGCCCCCCGACGGCGGCUUCGGCUGGGUGGUGGUGCUGGCCGCCACCUGGUGCCACGGCUCCAUCUUCGGCAUCCACAACUCCUUCGGGAUGCUCUACAUCCUGCUGCUUGAGGAGGCCGGCGGCGUCGAGAAGGACCACACGCUGGAGUUACGCACCUCCUUGGUUGGAUCCAUCGGCAUGGGGAUGGUCUUCUUUUGCUCUCCCAUUGUCAGCAUCUUCACCGAUCGGAUCGGAUGCCGGACCACUGCUGCCUCGGGAGCCGCCAUAGCUUUCAUUGGCCUCCUCUCCAGUUCCUUCACCAAGUCCCUGGAGGUCCGCUACUUCACCUACGGAAUCCUCUUUGGUUGUGGCAGCUCCUUCGCCUUCCACCCAUCCCUGGUCAUUCUGGGCCACUACUUCAAGCGACGCCUCGGUCUGGCCAACGGACUGGUGACGACCGGCAGCUGCCUUUUCUCCAUGGGUCUCCCAUUCCUCCUGAAUAUUGUGGGGAAGGCCCUUGGCCUCCCUCGCACCUUCCAGAUGCUGAGCGCCUUCCUGCUGGUCCAGAUCUUCUUGUCGCUGACCUUCCGCCCGAUGUUGCCCUCGGUCUCAAGUCCUCGAGAUAGGGAGAUCAAACUAGACACCCGGAGCUGGAGGCAGCAAUGCAUGUCACAGAUGCGGAAGUAUUUCAACUUGCGAGUCUUCCAAAGAAAGACGUACCGAGUUUGGGCCUUUGGCAUAGCUACUGCCAUCCUGGGAUACUUUGUCCCUUACAUGCAUCUGGUGAAGUUCGUAGAAGAGCAAUUCAAAGAAAAGGAAAGGUCCUGGAUUGUGCUUGUUUGCAUAGGAGCAACGUCAGGAAUUGGACGGCUGGCCUCCGGACCCAUCGGUGAUCUCAUCCCUGGAUUAAAGAAAAUAUAUUUGCAGGUUGCAUCCUUCAUCAUCUUGGGCAUCAUGUGCAUGAUGUUGCUACAGUGCCAAGCAUUUUGGGGGGUGAUUGUCGUCUGCCUCUUCCUUGGACUCUGUGAUGGACUCUUCAUCACCAUUAUGGCCCCCAUUGCCUUUGAGCUGGUUGGGCCCAUGGAGGCUUCUCAAGCCAUUGGCUAUCUCCUGGGACUCAUGGCCAUCCCCAUGUCAGCUGGCCCACCAAUUGCAGGAUUCCUUCAUGACCAUUUUGGAAAUUACCAGCUUGCCUUCUACUUUGCUGGAGUUCCUCCAAUAAUUGGAGGUCUCAUUCUUGCGUUCGUUCCCUUCAUCCAUCAAUCUCAGCUCAAGAAGAAGCGACUGGAUUCGGGGAAAGACAAGAUGUUGGGUUCAGAGAUGGUCCCAAAUGGAGAACUCCUCCCAGGUGCUCCAACCACAGAGGGAGCUACAUUGUAAACUCUGGCUUGGUUACCCAUCCUGCCACCAGCAGCGUUUUCUGAGCCGAUCUUGUGAAAGAAGAACCUCUUGUGUGAUAAGAGAAAAUCACUCUGUUGGUCGGCCCUGAUCACAUUCUUGGCUUUCAAAUUGAAUUUCAGUUUCUUUUAACUCUUUCUUUCUUUUUCUUUCCUACCGAACAUUCUCAUUGUUCCCACAUUUAUGUCCCAGCUGUGAUUUUUUUUCCAGUUAGCACAUUAGUGGAUUAUGCAUAGAUGACGGUUAUGACACUUUAAUAGAUUGUGUUGGACCAUUUCCUUCCCCCCCCUCCAAAUAGAUUCUGUAGCCAUUCUUAGUUAUUUUGCUGACAGUAAGCUUAAAUUCACUGGAAACUCCCUCCGGAGCACCUUGUGAAGCUGCCAAAUUCUCAGAAGUAAAUUAAUAGAUAUUGACGGAGACAGAAGGACAAGAGCUGGAUGGGGGGGAUUCUGAAUCCUUUUCCGAGAAGUUUUCUUUUCAACCAGCAAGUUCAGCCCUUUUCUCCUGUCUCCCUAAAAGCUGUCCCUGAAGAAGUAAUUAGGCUUUUCCCCCCUUCCAGUUCCUUUGGGUUGUGAAUUCUUUGUUUGAUUUCUUUUACAUAUUAAAUGAAUCUCAAAAGUAAGAAUAAUUCCUCAUUUAUGGAUACAGUUGAGGGAUACAUUGAUGCUCUUUUGGAGACCCGAAAGAUGGAUCUCAGAUUCUCUUACUUGAGGGUGGACGGGGGGAGUGGGGGUGCCAUUGUAGGGCUUGCUUGAUCCUCCACUGCAAUUGUUUCAAGAAAGACAGCUGGAAGGGGAGGGGGAACCAGUGGAUAUUUAUACCAAAAGCUGCAGGUGAGGAAACUGAGGCUCUAACCUUGUGACAGAGGAAGGAGCACACGGAAGUGUGCAAGUCCCUCACUUCCAUUUCUCUUCCUUAAGGGCCUGAA